CUCGCUUGUUCUACUUUGAUCCCGCGCGAGCCCUUAUCACGGUCACGCUCGAGCUCAACGCGAGUACAAGCUAGUCAACGGAGAUUUUAAGUUGCUGUGUCAUUACGCACAAUCGAGAGCAUACUUUGCUAUGGACUAUAACGAAGCAUCGAGAGUCGUAACUGAAUACAUCAAAAGUCCUACGGGUCAUACGACCCAUUAUCUCCGAUUCCUACAGGCUCUGAUUGUUGAACUCGACGUUCGUGACGCACGCGCGCGGGACUUUCCUCGAAGCGUCACUGCAGCGAAGAAGAUGAUCAAAGCGGAGAUUCACAUCAAUAUCAAGUCGUACUAUCACGCGCGGGGGAAGGGCCAGGCUGCCAUAGUGAAUCUGAAGUAUCCCAGUAAGGCUGCGCUUCAAAGGGCUCUGAAGGAAGUUAGUCACAAAAAGCGCGCGGGGUUAGGAUGGGUAAAGGAUAAAGGGCUACAGGUGCUGCUCGUGUUGUUGUAGGUGCUGCGUGUAUAUAUUGCUAGGAUCCGACAUCUAUCUUGACUUGAAG
Coniophora puteana RWD-64-598 SS2 is the source of this 539-nucleotide messenger RNA. RefSeq lists its product as uncharacterized. Bases 131 to 490 code for a protein of 119 amino acids. The record is from RefSeq and is a predicted model, not a curated record. The transcript has 2 exons. NCBI's taxonomy places the organism in Eukaryota, Fungi, Basidiomycota, Agaricomycetes, Boletales, Coniophoraceae.